AUGCCACCUACCAACAACAGUCCAUCCAAAAAGGGCAAGGGCCCCACCACACACGACCUGCAAUGCCUCACGAUCCGCGAACUCGAGCUCCUGGCACGCGACCGCAUGGACAAGCAGACGCGCGACUACUACAACGAAGGCGCCGACGACAACAGCACCCUGUCCGAAAACUCCAGCGCCUUCGCCAAAUACCGCAUCCGCCCGCGCGUGCUGCGCGACAUCUCGGACAUCGACCCGAGCGUCUCGGUGUUUGGGCAGCGGAACACCCUGCCUCUCGGCGUGGCGCCCACGGCCAUGCAGCGCCUGGCGCACACGGACGGCGAGGUCGCGACCGCACGCGCCUGCCGCGACAUGGGCGUCGUCAUGGGCUUGAGCUCCUUCAGCACCUGCACGCUCGAGGAUGUGGCGGACAACAGCCGGCCGAAUGCGAACGUGCUGCAGUUGUAUCUGUUUGAGGACCGCGAACACAGCCGCAAGCUGAUCGCGCGGGCCAAGAAGGCGGGCUUCAAGGCCGUGCUGUUGACCGUCGACACGCCGAUGCUGGGCCGGAGGAAUCUCGAGAUCCGGAACCAGUUCAAGCUGCCGUCGCACUUGAAGGUUGCGAAUUUUCGCGCGCAGGAGGAGGAUGGAGAUGCCUUGGAUGAGGAGCAUGGGGAGGCGCGGCCGAAGCAGAACCAGAACCAGGGCCGGAAGAAGCGCCAGAAGCAGAGCGAGAGCGUAGCGGGCCAUCAUGACGGGGAGAAGUGGGUGAGUCCGUCUGGGCCCGUGACCUUCCACACGCACGCCGCGAACCCAAAGUUGAGCUGGGAGGAGAGCAUUCCGUGGCUGAAGGAGCAGUGCGGGGACGAGAUGCAGGUCUGGGUCAAGGGUGUCGCGACGGCCGAGGACGCGCUGUUGUCGAUCCAGCAUGGCGUCGACGGUAUCGUGGUCAGCAACCACGGCGGCAGACAGUUGAACGGCGCACUGGCGACGCUGGACGCGCUGCCGGAGGUCGUGCAAGCCGUGGGCGGCAAGGUUCCCGUGCACGUCGACGGCGGCGUCAGACACGGCACCGACAUCUUCAAGGCGCUCGCACUGGGUGCCGAUUUCGUCUGGAUCGGCAGGCCGGUGCUUUGGGGUCUCGCGUAUAAGGGCGACGAGGGCGUCAAGCUCUGCUUGCGGCUGCUGAUCGAUGAGUUCAGAUUGUGCAUGGGUUUGGCGGGCGUUACCAAAGUGAGCGAGAUUGGGAGGGACUAUCUGGUGAGGAUGAGCAGGGACGGGCUUCCGAGCCGGUUGUAA
Cyphellophora europaea CBS 101466 is the source of this 1278-nucleotide messenger RNA. RefSeq lists its product as uncharacterized. Gene Ontology annotation, molecular function: FMN binding; oxidoreductase activity. The record is from RefSeq and is a predicted model, not a curated record. The transcript has a single exon. Bases 1 to 1278 code for a protein of 425 amino acids. Lineage: Eukaryota; Fungi; Ascomycota; Eurotiomycetes; Chaetothyriales; Cyphellophoraceae.